Molecule: messenger RNA, 333 nt
Organism: Rangifer tarandus platyrhynchus (Svalbard reindeer)
Lineage: Eukaryota; Metazoa; Chordata; Mammalia; Artiodactyla; Cervidae
Source: the annotation of a GenBank genome assembly
AUGAGGGCCCAUCGUAGGGUGUCUCACUGUGGAGCAGGGCUCUGUACGUCCAGCUUGCUUAACCUGAGACACACAUCCCUGUGCUGCUUCCUUGGGCACUGCUGCCUUUCUGUGGCCACACCGUGCCAAAUUCUUGUUGUUAAAAGAUUCAUCAGGACCUCUUUCUUGUCCUUCGUAGAUUGGUCUGACUGCAGUCCAGCAGAGGGCUCACUUCCCCCACCUACUGAUCCAAAAACUAGACCUUGGCUCAUUUCUCACUCAGGACCCCAGGGUGAAGUGGGGGCUGGUUCCCUGGAAGGGGCCACAGCCCUCCCCCUGCCUCAGACCCGGUAG